GCGUAGCAUUCGCAUCACUAGCAGGAAAAACCAAUCGUUCUCAAGUCCUCGAAAGCUUCGCGUUGGUGACUAACAAAACGGACCCGAAGGACACGCUUAUUUUUGGCAGACAGCCCGUGAUUCCGUUGCGUCAAAGUGUUCCAAAGAGGGUUUGCGUUACGAUAAAACAGAAUAGGACGUCCCGACAGAGGGAUCCGGAAAUCGUCUAGACUCCGGUCGACCGUUCAUUCCUUUCCCACUCCUUAUCGACCUUCCGCUCAAUUGAGAUUUCUUGUUAAUUGGAUUUUCCUGACUAAUUGCCUCUGCGGUUCGACAUCCGAGGCAGAACCUGCGAUCCCUAGUCUGAGGUCUCUGAUCCGCGCAUUGACCACGUGUUUCGCACGCCCGAUCGUCCAAGUGGGGGAUCGAUCCUAUAUAGGAGAGCAAUUUCUCUACCUUUGGUAAAGUGAGAACAGACCUUCUUCGUGGUGUCGUCGGUUACAUUCAAGCAAGACAACCUUUUGGUGACAUCUCGUUACGAACAGUUGAGAGCUUCGUUUUGUGCAGUGAAGCAUCGAUUGGUUUCGCUUCCAGCGGUACCGGGAGUGUGUAUCAGUUUCCUGUGGAUAUUCGAAAAUCGAUCGAAGAAUGAAAUUGCUUGCAGCAGCGUUUGUGCUGACGCUAGCAUUAGCCGCCGCUGUCGGCCAAUCCAGAUACGAACCGUUUGCUGAGAAGCCAGGUUCCUGCCCGCCGGCUCUGCCUGUCCAGAUCUGCAGUCAGUCCUGUUUCUCCGAUUCGCAUUGCGAGGGAAUAGGCAAAUGUUGUUCGACAAAUUGCGGAGGAACCGUCUGCUCGAAACCUGUCACCAUGAGACAACCAGUUUCGGCCGAGAAACCGGGCUCUUGUCCAGCGGUACCGAGAGGAAGGUGGGUGUGUUCGCCGACCUGCAGCGUCGACAACGAUUGCAGAGGAACGCUGAAGUGCUGUAAAAAUCGCUGCGGCGCCCUAGCAUGCCAGAAACCGGACGUCGAGGUGGUCGAAUCCGUGGAUAUUCCGGUUGUUCCGCUUCCGGAAGAUCCUUACAACGUCCCAAGAAAUCCUUACAACGUUCCUAGGAAUCCUUACACCCCGCCCAGGAAUCCUUACGACGUUCCCAGGGACUACUAUCCGUUUUAUUUCUACAAUAAUGAAUAGAACAAUUAUAGAUCGUUACUCGAUAGGAUCGAUGUUUGUUUGGUCUUCAACGACUGCCAUGUUGACGCAAGUUCUGAACUCGUGCCAUAUUCCCCUACUUUUAAUUCUUUCGUACCCUUACCGAUAAUAUGACUAAUCUGAAACUAAUUUUUAAUAAUAAAUUAUAUCGUGUAAAUUUUGUUAA
Messenger RNA from Colletes gigas, 1357 nucleotides. Its product is annotated as WAP four-disulfide core domain protein 2-like. Lineage: Eukaryota; Metazoa; Arthropoda; Insecta; Hymenoptera; Colletidae. Bases 628 to 1173 code for a protein of 181 amino acids. Gene Ontology annotation, molecular function: peptidase inhibitor activity. The record is from RefSeq and is a predicted model, not a curated record. The transcript is spliced from 4 exons. Gene Ontology annotation, cellular component: extracellular region.